AUGGAGGAGGACUUCGAUGCCUGCAUAAUCGGUGCUGGCCCAGGGGGUUUGUCCGCCCUUUCAUCCCUGAUUGAGCCGUAUUCAGCCGAUCAGCUUUCACAAGACCAAGUCACAAGAGCUGGUCAGGGAUAUGGUUUCCAGAAGCGUCGGGAUCUGAAGAUCUGUGUGAUAGACCCCGACCCAUGGAUGAAAGCAUGGCACAAGCGAUUCAAAGCCUUGGACAUCCAAUGGCUUCGAUCACCAGCAGGAGCCCAUCCAGAUCUCUUUGACAUGAGAAGCCUGCUGGCCUAUGCAGUGACGAAUGGUCGAACCGACGAGCUGCUAGAGUCAGGUGCCGUGAACCAACAGCUCCGAUCUUUGGGCGAAGCCCAUACAGGCCUUUGGCACCUACCAUCCAAUCGUCUCUUUGAGGACUUCUGCAAGGACCUGACCAAGCGCCUGCCUCAUACGUUCGUGCGUGGCACAGCUGCUGCCGUUACUGGCAGCGAUGGCGACUUUACCGUGACGUUGGCAGACGGGCGAGACCUGCGCGCCAGGAAUGUGGUGCUCGCUUUGGGAGUGCCGGGCCCUCCAAGAGUUCCGCCGGCCUUUGCAGACUUACCCAAGCACCUGAUGUUCCACUCAGAUUUUGAGCUGGGAUCUCGCAUGAAGGAGCUUCGGGGGAACAAGCAGGUUCUUGUGAUCGGUGGUGGGCUGACAGCAGUGCAGGCAGCGCAGCUUGCAUUGAAGAAUGGUUGCCUCGUCACGCUUUGCAGCCGUCGUGAGCUGAACACUCGCCACUUCGACGUGAGCCAAACAUGGUUCGAUCGAAGGCAAGCAAAUCGGCACCACUACAACUUCUUUGAGCAGUCCUUAGACUGCCGGCUGAAACACAUCAAAGAAGCUCGUGGCGGUGGGAGUGUACCGCCGAUGUACAUGAAGGAGCUGCGUGACGCAGAAGCUAAUGGCAUGAUCGAGUUGAAAUGUGUGGAGGCGAAGGUCGAGUCAAUUUUCUCCGACUCUGUCCAAGUGCGGCUUGGCAGUGAGGUGAAGUGCUUCGAUCUGGUGGUGAACGCCUGUGGUCAUGCCCCGGACUGCCAAAAGCUUCCUUUGGUAGGCCAGCUGCUCAGGGAUUACCCUGUGGAGGUUGUCGGUGGUUUUCCGGUAGUCUCGCAGGACUUGCAAUGGGGGAGCUUCAAAAAGCUCUUUGUGAUUGGUGCCCUGGCAUCGCUUCAGGUAGGCCCAGAUGCAGGGAAUCUGAUGGGUCUCCGCCGCGCCGUGCACAUCGUUGCCAAUGUCCUCGGCCUUCGCGAGUGGCUCAAGGACACGAAGUCCGUUCUUGGAAACAUCCGGGGGAACCGCUAUGCAGCCCUCGGCGACAGCGACAGCGACAGUGGCUCAGAGAGCUGCUCCGAACCGGGCAGUGACGAGUCGGGAGGGUCUAAGUCUCGAAGAAAUCUGGAGGAGGCCAGCACAGAAGCCUCCAGUGAGGGCCUCGGCCCGCGCAGCCCCUCCAAGGCGUAA
Molecule: messenger RNA, 1503 nt
Organism: Symbiodinium necroappetens
Lineage: Eukaryota; Dinophyceae; Suessiales; Symbiodiniaceae
Source: the annotation of a GenBank genome assembly